AUGCGUGGUUGUCUGUUUUUAUUUGCGACACAACGAAACGACGUACGGCAGUGUAGCUGAGCUGUGUCCACUGUAGUCUCAGGAAGGACAAAGACAAAGGAAGACGUCUCUCUAUUAUUGUACCGUUUGAGUAAAUCCACCCAGCAGAAGAACACAUAAGUGUGAAACCUCGUGUCUGACAUGGCCAACCCUUUAAGGGGUCAGGUUUUCAAGCUUUACAAAACUCUGCUGCAUCUUGGCCGUGAGUACCCCCAGGGAUCAGCUUACUUCAGAGGGAAGCUGAAGGCAGCUUUCAUGAAGAAUAAAGAUGUGACGGACCCCGAAAAGAUCCAAAAGCUGGUGGCCCGGGGCGACUUUGUCAUCAAGGAACUGGAGGCUUUGUAUUUCCUCAGGAAAUAUCGAGCCAUCAAGAAGAGGUAUUACGACCAAGAUGAAAAGUAAUUAUUACACACAUAAACAGCACUGAAUUAUCCUUCAGGCUGUGAGGAAAGUACAGUCAAUGUGUUAAUAUUUAAUGUAUUUUCACAUACACACCUCUAUUAAUGAGAUGCAGUACACAUUACUCUGCAGUUGCCCUUACAUAACAAAUAAACUAAGCUUGCCUCACAAGGGAAAUGGACAAUCCACCUGUAGGAAGUGCCACAAAGUGAUGAUAAUGAAGCUGUUAUUGAAUUUGCUUUGUAUUUUUUAUACCCAACUUGUACCUUGAACCAGAGUUUUAAGUAACGAAUACUGUACAUAUGUUAAUAUCAUAGGUUUUCCUCUGAAGCCGUUCUAAAUGUCAGAAGCCUAGGUAUCAAACUGACUGAAUCCCGUUGUACAAUGUAUUUUCAGUGUAUAUAUUUGUAAAUACAUGGUCAAACUUCUUGAAGAGUGAAUGUACAUGACUGUGUAUCAAUGCACUAUUAGAUAGAAAACAAGCAGUAUUUUAAAACAGUGAUGUCCUGUCAUAAUAAAUAUUAGAAAAUCACAACAAUUUAA
Messenger RNA from Sebastes umbrosus (honeycomb rockfish), 981 nucleotides. RefSeq names its product LYR motif containing 5a (gene lyrm5a). The record is from RefSeq and is a predicted model, not a curated record. Bases 181 to 441 code for a protein of 86 amino acids. Gene Ontology annotation, biological process: respiratory electron transport chain. Gene Ontology annotation, cellular component: mitochondrion. Lineage: Eukaryota; Metazoa; Chordata; Actinopteri; Perciformes; Sebastidae. The transcript has 3 exons.